AUGUACCGGUGGGCUGAUGGCAAGCAAAAAGAGUUUGUCCUUUCUCGACAUGGUAAUGCCACAAAACCAACAACGAGUGCAUAUUAUCAGCAAGACCCAGGUGUAUUUACAGAUAUUGAAGACAUGAUCAGCGAAGGAAUGUCCACAGAAAGAAUAUACUCCACCAUGGCAAAUAGGAACGUUAAAACUGUAAGUCAAACUGGUAGUUGCCCUAAAAUUAUUGACAACAGAAAGCUUGCAUUAAAGAGUUCAUUUGAAAUUGAACAGGAGCGCCAUAGUGAAGCUGACAUCCUUGUAUCAAGCCUUCGUACUGUUCCCUUUAUCAACAGCAUAACCUUCAGCAAAGAACAGUACAUCAGUGUGAAUAGCCUUCCAUUCUUCGGAUCGAUACAACUUUUGAGUUGGUAGAUUCUCUUUGGCUAACAGACACCACCUUUACAAAUGAGGCACUAAUCGACUUAAAUGGUAAGAAUCCCGAGUUUCCUGGCCCUAGUUUUUGGCACUUCAAGAAAACACGUGAAAGUUACCGUCGAUUCGCUGGAGAGUUAGCAAUUGCAAAGCCUGAACUUCUGGGUAUAAAGAAGAUAGGACAUGACCUGGACCAAGCCAUCGCCAAAGGUGUUACUGAUAUAUUCUGA
This is a messenger RNA of Paramuricea clavata, 638 nucleotides long. NCBI's taxonomy places the organism in Eukaryota, Metazoa, Cnidaria, Anthozoa, Malacalcyonacea, Plexauridae. The record is from the annotation of a GenBank genome assembly.